This is a messenger RNA of Mycena citricolor, 363 nucleotides long. NCBI's taxonomy places the organism in Eukaryota, Fungi, Basidiomycota, Agaricomycetes, Agaricales, Mycenaceae. The record is from the annotation of a GenBank genome assembly.
CCAAGCCGACCAUCUUGAUUUCCGAUCUCAGUCCUUGACCAUUGGAAUGGCUUGUCUCUACAAUCUCCGCUACACGAACAGUCUAGUCGGGGAGAUAGUGGCGGCUGAAUGGAGUGAUCGGUGUUCACGAACUGAUUUGCGAGGUGUUCCGCCACCGGGAGCUUGUUCGGAUCUUGGAGGUUUUCGGACCCACCCUCUAUAGACCUCUGGCCCGGAUCGCGGGCGACUUCUGUCAGUUCAAUAGCCACUCUUUCGGUAGCGCAAUCCCGAUUCCUCAGCGCCUCAUUCAGAUCUAUGCUGUUUUAGUACGCAUUCUCAUGUCCACUAUGUCAUUGUUGUUCUCUUGAUGCAGUGUCCAUUUUC